This is a messenger RNA of Acomys russatus (golden spiny mouse), 2502 nucleotides long. It is a transcript of the gene Insyn2b, whose product is annotated as inhibitory synaptic factor family member 2B. Gene Ontology annotation, biological process: inhibitory postsynaptic potential. Bases 716 to 2320 code for a protein of 534 amino acids. Gene Ontology annotation, cellular component: postsynaptic density. The record is from RefSeq and is a predicted model, not a curated record. NCBI's taxonomy places the organism in Eukaryota, Metazoa, Chordata, Mammalia, Rodentia, Muridae. The transcript has 3 exons.
UAUACCUUUCUGGGUUUUAUGAGGUUAUUUAAGAAAUUACGUUUCCCUCACUGAAACACGGGGAAGCCACAUGGAAGAAAACAAUGGCCCCAACGGAGAAAUUUCUGAUUGACAUAAGUGGAGAAGUUCCCUUAGGAACAUCAUGUACCAUCAAAGCAGCAGAGCCCCAGGUCAUCUCUUACUCUGCCUAGUUAUGUGCUAUGGCAAGAAGAUAUGUUUAAGGUUCCCAUAGCCUUGCAUUGCAAUUCAAUGCUCUGGGAGAAACGGCCGCCAUAUGGUCUACACAUAGCAGGUUCCUUUCAUAAUUCACACAUCCUGAAUGUGGCACUAUCCCCCAAAUGGUACAUUUAUUGUCAUUUUGUUCAACACAGGGAGCUUCUAGGAUCAGAACUGCUCCUUCAAAUCUACCGAUAGGCGAGCCCAUCAAUUCUCUUGUCAGGUCAGAUGGUUCACAAUUAGCAUAACUAGCUGAUCAUCUACCCAGUGGUUAUGACUACGGUGGCAUAAUAUUUCAACUGCAGGGGAAGCAUUCCGGACCGCCCCUAAGUAGACUAGUCAGGCUGGGAAUGGCCGGCAGGUCUUCCCGUAUUAAGAGGAGUGAACCACUACAUCCUGCUUGGCCAUUCUCCUUGUCUCCAUCAUUAGAUACAGCUCAAAAGACCUAAGGGAGAUGUGCCCAGGACAAGUGUGUGGCUCUUCUUCCCACUGAGGCUCAAUGGCCCAGCAAAGCAUGAAAGUGAGGCCUGUGCUCCUAAAGCGAAGCAGUCUCGAGUCUGUGGAGCUCGUGAAACAGCCACACCAUCGCAGGAGCAAAUCGCAGCAAGUGCGAUUCAAGGAAGAUGGGAACCCAAAGCAUCCAACCGGCAUAACUGAGGUUGAUAUCCAGACCCCCGAUGACCCGGGGGUAACGGGGAAGACGCAGGCAUCCCGGCACCAUCAUCCUGCCACCUACUCGCUGUCUUUCCCCAGGUCCCACAAGGCAGGUGGCUUUCGCAGCAUCUCUAUCCAGACCUCCCCAAGUCUCAGGAAGCAUUUCCCAGUUUUCAAGAGGAAGAAACUCACAGCUAGCAAGUCCCUGGUGGAAAUGCCAGCAGCAUCCCCAAGUGCCAUCCAGGUCAACGGCAACCUCUCUGAACAGGAUAUCGUGUCCUCUGACCUUGCCUUCCUUAGGCUGGCUCAGCAUCUUGAGGAUGGGCCUCGAAGGCUCAAAAUGCCCCACCCGUUCCUCCCUAGGAUGCCCAAGGUGCAAAGCAACGGGCCUGUUAGCUUCUGCUUGGAAUCUGCGACAUGGAGGUCCUCAGAGAAAGCAACAGCUGCCAUUCAGGUUCCUGAUGAUAUUUGUCACAGUCCAACCUGGGAAACUAGAGAGCCUGCUUUCAGCCCAGAAAGCUCAGCUGAAGAGAAUAACUCCAUACCCCCUUUGGUAGCCAUGUGUCCAGGGGAUGGACAUAGAGUGAUGACAUCAGAUCUAGAAAGAGUCCCCUCCUGCUCAAAUGCCAACAGUAGCACCAACAACACCCCGGGCACAGGGAAACUCACACCUGAAUUGCUUUUGCCCAAAGACAACCCUGACAACAAAGACCUUGGUCUUCUUUCAUCUCAUUCGAGGAAGAUGUGUGUUUCCUCACCACCACGGACUCAUAGCUCCUCAGAGACAGGCUCUGACAGCCAGCCAGCCCAUGUAGGAAGAGUCUCUGAUUGCCCAGGGUCACGUGACAGUCAGCAGGACCUGGAGUCACAGAGAAGUAGCAGUGCAUCCAAGUCUGGUCCUGUGUGCUGGGAGCACGUGACAAAGAUCCCCAGCCAGUCAGAUGUGCCAGAGCUUCAGACUGGCCUUAGGAGUGAGUACCCCACUUCCUCCAUUCCAAGGCAGGAGAACAGACCUCAAAGCAGAGAGAUUGGCGGGAGGAAUCACAGUCACUUGGCUCAGAGGGAACUCGGUGACCUCCAAGGCCGGCUGCAAUCAGUGGAGGAAUCGCUGCACUCGAAUCAAGAGAAAAUUAAAGUCCUAUUGAACGUGAUUCAAGACCUGGAAAAGGCUCGUGCCCUCACCGAAGGGCGCAACUUUUACCGAACUGGCCAAGAUCUCAACAACUGCAGCACCUGCCAGAACACAGCGUGCAUCAUUUACAGCGUAGAGUAUGAUUUCCGGCAGCAGGAAGGCAGGUUCCAUGAGGUUCUCCAGAGCCUGGAGGAGGCAGAACCAGCUGAGGAAGCCCCUUCCCCACCCAAGUCCCCAGCAGAAGCCCCAGUCCCUGAGAAACAGGACUUACGGCGGAAGAGCAAGAAGGUGAAGAAGAAAUGCUUCUGGUGGAUAUGAGAGGAUUGGGGAUCGCCACAUUCCUUCCUGAGAUGGGGGAGGGAAUCUCCUGCUCUCAAGGCUUCCCUGCUCCUCUGCAAAAGUGCAGGCUGAGAUUCCCUUGACCCCAUGAUACAGGAAUGCCUCAGAGCUGGUACACUGAUGGACACCUGGCCACUGACCUUACCUGAGUGUGUGCCACG